ACGUUUGCACACGGAAACAAUCUUGCAAUUUUGAAUAAACCAAGCUGAAAGUGAAAGUACGAAUUUGUGUGAGCUAGGUUAGUUCAGGGUUGACAAAUUGAAAAUGGUGACAGUUGACAGUUUUAUCUUAGGAUUGCAUAAACUUUGAGAUUUAUCAUAACGAUGAAGUAGAAUACAAGGUUGAGAAAAUGAAGGUUUGGUGAAAGUUUGGUGUGUGUAUUAGAAGUGUGUGGAGUUGUGAAGCAGACAACAAUGUUUGAGAGUGCAGUGUCAUAUGUUCUCAACAGAUUUCUCGGAAAAUAUGUCCAGAAUCUUGACUCUAGCAACCUCAACGUCAGCAUUUUCAAAGGCGAUGUAGAAUUGACAGACUUGCAGCUGAGACCUGAAGCUUUA
Ruditapes philippinarum (Manila clam) is the source of this 393-nucleotide messenger RNA. RefSeq names its product intermembrane lipid transfer protein Vps13-like. Gene Ontology annotation, cellular component: extrinsic component of membrane. The record is from RefSeq and is a predicted model, not a curated record. NCBI's taxonomy places the organism in Eukaryota, Metazoa, Mollusca, Bivalvia, Venerida, Veneridae. Gene Ontology annotation, biological process: protein targeting to vacuole; protein retention in Golgi apparatus.